AUGAAUUUUAAUUGGAAGAGUUUAUGGAAGAUAUCGGCUCCGACUAGAGUAAAACAUCUACCUUGGAGAAUUUGUCGGGAUUGUCUUCCGACAAGGGUGCGUCUCCGCCAUCGCCAUGUUCCUUGUGUUCUUAAUUGUCCGUUUUGUGAUAAUGACGUUGAAGAUGAUUGGCAUGUCUUUUUUGGUUGUUUGGAAGCAAUUUCUUCUUGGCGGGCAGCAGGUUUGUAUGAUGUUAUAGUUCCCCGUCUCCACUCUCUUCCGGAUGCUAAAUCUGUUAUUAUUGAUAUUUGUAGUAAGGAAGAUAAAUACCUUGCUGGCAGGGUAGCUGUAAUGAUAGAGGGUUUGUGGAAGAAUAGGAAUGAUUGGGUUUGGCAUAAUGAGAAAGAAGAAGCUACUAGACUUGGUUGGAUGGCCUUGCAUAAGUGGCAGGAAUGGUUUUCUGCUCAACAGGUCCAUCACACGGACGGUAACCAUGAGAAUCUGUUACAUUGGAAUAAGCCAUCGAGUGGUUUCUUUAAGUGUAACGUGGAUGCAGGUUUUAACCGUCAAGUAGGCACAACGAACCGUGGGUGGUGCCUUCGGGAUGAUCAUGGAGAUUUUAUUAUUGCUGGUACAGCUUGGGAUCGUGGCACUUUAUCUAUUCUAGAAGUGGAAGCCUUAGUCCUUAAAGAAGCUAUCCAUGGGGUGAUCAACCAACACCUUGAUUAUGUUCUGUUUGAAAGUGAUUCUCAGUUGGUUGUCCAGAGUUUAAGAUCUAAUGCUCAUGGCACUUCAGAGUUUAAUCUUAUUAUUUCUUCUAUUAAAUUGUUGUUACUAGAUUUUCCCCACUUUGAGGUUAAGUUUGUUAAGCGUCAAGCGAACUUGGUUGCUCAUACCUUAGUUAAGGCGGCCAGUUCUUAG
Vicia villosa (hairy vetch) is the source of this 900-nucleotide messenger RNA. RefSeq lists its product as uncharacterized. The record is from RefSeq and is a predicted model, not a curated record. Lineage: Eukaryota; Viridiplantae; Streptophyta; Magnoliopsida; Fabales; Fabaceae. Gene Ontology annotation, molecular function: RNA-DNA hybrid ribonuclease activity; nucleic acid binding. The transcript has a single exon. Bases 1 to 900 code for a protein of 299 amino acids.